AUGGCAAACUUUUUAUUCUAUGCAGCCUAUAAUAGAGAACAUGGAAGAAGAGGUCUGCGAAGAGAAAGAAUCUUUAGAGACAGAACGCAUCCGUUUGAUGCAUACAAUGACAGCAAAAUAAUCGCUAGAUAUAGAUUGCCUAGGCAUGUUGUUGGUGAUCUAGUGGAUCAACUUGAAGAAGAGCUCUCGCCAAGAACAAUGAGAUCUAGGGCCAUACCUACCUCUCUGCAAGUGUUUGCGGCACUAUGAUUUUACGCAACUGGAAGUAUUCAGCAAACGGCUAGCGAUACACUGGGAAUCAGCAAGGCAUCGCUGUCAAGAAUAAUUUACAGAGUGUCACGAGCACUGGCAAAUCACGCCAACCAGCAUGUUUACUUUCCUGAAGAUCAAGGCAGUGUGAACAAGCUAAAACUGGUCUUCUACAACGUCGCUGGAUUUCCUAACGUACGUGGAUGUGUUGAUGGCACACACAUUGCAAUAGCUGCGCCUAAGUAUGAUGAACAUAUAUACGUCAACAGAAAACAGUACCACUCGAUAAACGUGCAAGGCAUAUGCAGCGCUAACCUAGAAUUUGUCAACAUUGUGGCUCGCUGGCCCGGCAGUAGUCACGACUCUUUUGUUUUCCAAAACUCACACAUUGGAAAUACGUUCGCAACGGGAAACAUUGACGGUUGGCUGCUUGGUGACAGUGGGUAUCCACUUCGACCAUAUCUCAUGACAUCUAUCCUGAAUCCAAAUACAGAAUCCGAACGAAGAUAUAACCGUGCUCACAAAGGCACACGGUACAAAAUAGAGUGUGCAUUUGGUGUGUGGAAACUACGCUUCCGAUGCCUACAUCUGUCUACAGGUGGAGCACUACGAUAUACCCCGGACAAAGCAUGUCGGAUAAUUAUGGCAACCGCUGUACUACAUAACAUUGCAGUACGAGAGAAGAUCCCACUCCUCCCUGAUGAGAAUAAGGCUGAAUUCGGAGGUGACGAUAUUAAUGUGGGCGAGAGACCUAAUGACAAUGCAGAUGGGAGGCGUGUGCGGGAGCAGCUGAUACAACAAAGAUUUGCAAUGUAA
Priapulus caudatus is the source of this 1065-nucleotide messenger RNA. RefSeq names its product putative nuclease HARBI1. The record is from RefSeq and is a predicted model, not a curated record. The transcript has a single exon. NCBI's taxonomy places the organism in Eukaryota, Metazoa, Priapulida, Priapulimorpha, Priapulimorphida, Priapulidae.